CUGGCAGCGCUAUGUGUACAUUUCUUAACGAUUUUCUUCCCAUUUCUCGUGUAAAACGAAACAAAAAUUUACGUGAUUAUUAAUAAAAUAAUUUUAAAAAAAUAAUUGAAAAAUAUACACAAAAAGCAAAUCGAAAAUACCGAAACCGAAAGCUCUAUACAAAUGUCAUCUUUAUAAAAAAAUAGAUGCAAAAUUUUAACAUCUGAACGAAAGAAGUUUACUGACUUUUCUUUUAUGUGCAAAAAAAUUAAAAAAUAAGAAAUAUAUAUAGUUAUGGUUUUAGUCAGCAACGAAUGGCAAAAUAGUAGCGAAGAUGAACAUAAAUCUACAGGCGAUAACAGUGCAGCCCCUUUACUACCAAACGCAACUACAACUACAAUUGCAACAGCUACCCCAUCGACAACGCUAUCAACGGCGACAACGUGUACGUUACCAACAACUGCCGCUAUUGCUUUGUCAACAACAACGGCGGAGACUACAGCUUCUACAACGACAACAGCUGCCACAACAACAUCAAAAACGGAAACCAUAGCAGUGACAAACGUUAUAAAACCUACAACUCCAGGCGAUGUAACGAAAGGGAUUACUGCACCCACAACGGUGUCAGCACUCCCUGAACUCGAAAAAGUAACAAGAAUUGUUAAUGAAAAUAUAAGCGAUGAAAAAGAAGGACAAAAAUUGUCAGACGAACAGAUCAAAAGCGAAAUUAUAAAAACUGAAAAUCAAAUUAAUGAUAAAACCAAGCAGGUCCCCAGGACAUCAAUCGGUACCUCAACCAAGGACGACAACAAUCUCGACAAGUAUGUGCUUGAUUACAAUACCUUAAAAAUCAUGUCGGAAAAUAUAAAGGAGUCAGCAUUCUUCAACGAGGAAAUGCCUGAGACUCGGACUUAUAGUGAGAGUGAUGCAGGAAGCACGCUAGAAGAAAUCGCAACCAGGAACAUACCAACUGCUCGUAACAGUUUGGGUGUACUUGAAGGUAUCGAGGGGACUUCGUUUUCAAAUACAAAUACUUUACUAGCUUCAAGUUCAGGAAAGUUAAGCAUGCCCGCCACAGGAACACAAUCCACCGAUCCAUUUAGCGGCGGUCCUACCAUAACGCCAGAGGUAUUAAAUAGUGCUUUACAAUCAGUUAUGAAUGCAGCUAAUACUGGUAACUUAGCGGCAGCAGCUGGGCUGCAGUCAAGUCUUCUAAAUCAAUUGGGCAUAGGGGCAGCAUUAAGUGUGAACGUAGCAGCGGGUCUCCACAAAACUGCCAAACAAUUAAAUGCAUCAUUUGGUUUAUUAGAAAGUCAGGCGAAAAAUGACACUAAUGUAACCGAUGUUAACAUAAUGUCUCCAGGAGCACCGAUGUCACCAGAUACAAAUGGACAAGCCAGAAUUGUACUUAUUUGUGAAGCUAAUUCUCAUCCAUUUCAGACGCGUACCAUCAGCCUGACAUCAAAUGUGGAGUGCAUGGUUGGACGUUUAAUAGCUAAGAGCAAGGCAGCCGAAAAUAACGCCAUAUUUGAUUGUAAAGUCUUGUCACGUAAACAUGCGGUCAUUUGGUAUACACCGGAUGGCAAAUUCUGGGUCAAGGAUACUAAAUCUUCUAACGGUACCUUCAUAAAUGAUAACAAAUUAGGCGAAUCCGAAGCUGAGUUGCACUUUGGGGAUGUCGUCAAAUUUGGCGUCGACGUACUGGAGAAUUCUCGUAAGGAAGUUCACGGUUGCAUUAUAGCCUGCGUCAAACUUUACUUACCGGAUGGACGAGAAGCCAUAUCAAUUGAUGGAUCGGCGCAUCGAAAUCAACACACGGGAGAAGGGCGCAUUAGUUUUGAUGAAUUGCAUCGUUUAAAUUUGUACGUCCAGGAGACAUCACAACGAGAAAAAUUGCUAACUUCGAAACUAUGCAGCAUACAAAACGUGCUAGAUGCUACACGGAAGAAUUCAGCUUUAUGUUGGCAGGCUAUGAUAACAGAAGAUCAACUCUUGCAUCGUAUUCAUUCAUUGGAGAAGAAGCUGCAAAUUAUGGAGAAGAAUAUACCCGAAAAUGUUUUAAGAAACGAGAUUCUUAAACUUUUGGAAGAUAAGAAUUCAUAUCAGCACUCUGCCAAAGAAGCCUUACGUAAAGUUUACCAAGAACGUUGCGAUGCAAUGCAAAUGUUUGCUAAAAUGGAAACUGCUUACACGCAAUCGAAUAAUGAAUGCUCAUUGUUACGCGACCAAAUCAUGAAUUCGAAACAAAUAUUGCAAGAUGUAAAUAGUCGUUUAACGCACCUAGAGAGAGAGUACAGUGACUACCGAGAAGCUACGAUGCGACAACAGCAAGAGGCUAAAGAACGUGAAGAACAGCGCAUAGUUGAACUUAGCGAAAAGUUACGUGAACGUGAACUGGAAUGUGGAGAAUUAAAACGUAAAAUAUCCGAACUUUUAAUGAAACGUGCCGAAUUGAUUGAAACUGAGGAAAAAUUGCUUGAAAAGCAGGCUAUUGACAAACUAGAUGCUGCCAUUGCUAAUAUGGGUGAAGACGACGACGUCGACAAUGAUGAAGACGAUGACAUUGGAAUAAAUGAUGAAAGAGAUAGCAGUCCUGAGUAUGAUGGUAAAGGUGAUGUACCUAAAAAGAACGAAAAUAAUGUUGGACUGACAAAAUCUGCAUUUACAUCCGAUGACGAUAUGAAUGGUGUAGAUGAAGCAAGUUUGAGUAAAUUUCAAAAGAUUUCAAGAAUGAAACAUACCAGAUUCUCAGCUUCUGCAUGCAAAAAGCCACCACCGAAACGUGUUAAAGAACCAACAAUAAUGAAAUGGUUACAGAAUUCUGAUAUUAAUAAAAAGGAAGGCUCUUUAAAUAUUUUUAAAGCGAUAUGCAAUGAGAACAAUACAACGAGUGAUGACUCAAGUGAUGAAGACCAAGCUGAAACGACCAAGAAAUAUAAAAGUUCUAACAUAGGCGAAAUUGGUCCCGUUACUGACGAAGCGAAAGUAAUUAACGUAAAAUGUACCAAUUUUGCUAAGAAAUUGAAAAUCGUACAAAAAAAUUUAAAACGCUUAGAGGCCGAAAUAGAAAACGAAACAAAUCGUGUCAAGCUGUUAGAAACUGGUGCUAUUAGCUGCAGUGCUGAUGAAUCGCAGGAUACUCGUGGAGGUGAUAGUGAAGAUUAUUCUGAUGAGGAGGGUGCAGCCAAUAAUGAGUUCAUUAUAAAACGCAACGGCAAAACCAUUAAGGUGCUUUCCAAGAAAAAUAAUAGCUAUAAUUUAUUAAAAUCUAGUGUAAACAUGUUGCGAGAAGCCUACAAUGAAAUAUGGGACAGUGUCAAAGAACAGCAAGAAGAAAGAGUAACGGAAAGACAGUGCAAAGAUAAACUAAUUUCAACGCCCGCAUUUAAGGUAAAACAAUGUGAUAAUGUUAAGGUAGAUUCAGAUCGUAGCAGCCCUGUGGAUUACGAAAAUGUGUCUGAAAUAGGAGACGACUUAAGUUCUUGCGGUGCUUUAACCACAAACAGUUUUAUUUCCACGCCAGGUACAACAAAAACCAACGAUAACGAAAAGUCGAACGGUAAAAAUAAACAUUUAUUGGAAGAAGAAUUACGGGAAUACAAAGAACAGGUAGAAUGUUUAAAUGAUAAAUUGCAGAACGCUGAAUCCGAAGCGCAACAUACUUUGGAAAUGAUGCAAGUCGAGUGUGACGAUCUAAAAAAAAAAAUGGCUGACCUUAAUAAUUGUGUGGUUUCUCUGAAAGAAGAUAAAAGAGCUUUAGAAGAAGUCAUUAAUGGAAAUAACAUUAAUAAAAACAAAACUGCCACCCAGGAAAUGGAAGAGAAGGUGUCGUCGAAGUCUGCGAUGACAUUGCCUGCAAUUACUAAAGAAUUAUCACCUCUUAGGGAGUCUAAUAGCCGUGAUGUAUACUAUGAAUUAAAUGAGUGCAAUUCCGAUCUUCACGCUCAAGAUAUUAAGAACGAUAUUGAAUGCUUUAAUGAGGACGCCUUGGAACGUGAAGAAGAGCUUAUAGCAUAUAAAGAACGUUUGGAAAAACAGGAAGAGCAAAAUGUACAAUUGCAGCGUGAACUUGUAGCUCUGAAAAGCAAAGCUAGCCACCCCAAAAACAAUUUAAUAUAUAUAUUACCUUAUGGAGCUGUUGUUGUUGCACUUUUGGUAUAUUUUCUACAUAUAUAUUUUUGA
Glossina fuscipes is the source of this 4161-nucleotide messenger RNA. It is a transcript of the gene Slmap, whose product is annotated as sarcolemmal membrane-associated protein. Gene Ontology annotation, molecular function: protein binding. Bases 274 to 4161 code for a protein of 1295 amino acids. The record is from RefSeq and is a predicted model, not a curated record. NCBI's taxonomy places the organism in Eukaryota, Metazoa, Arthropoda, Insecta, Diptera, Glossinidae. The transcript is spliced from 4 exons.